Molecule: messenger RNA, 582 nt
Organism: Cyphellophora europaea CBS 101466
Lineage: Eukaryota; Fungi; Ascomycota; Eurotiomycetes; Chaetothyriales; Cyphellophoraceae
Exons: 1
Coding region: 1-582 (193 amino acids)
Source: RefSeq, a predicted model, not a curated record
AUGCCGAAGAAUUACGGAUCCAAAUCUCUUGCUUUUCGCACCUUCACCUUCGACAAAAAGGGCGAGGUGCUUUUUACCCACGAUAAGGGCGGUAGGCGAAUGCCGGCCUACGCCGUCUCGAAAUCCCGAUUCUCCAAGCCUCAUGUGAGGGUAGCCCGGAUAGCGGGGAGCAGUUGGCACCCCCAGACAUUCGAUAUUGGCUCCAUCGCCUUCCACUCAUUGUCCUCCAAGAUGGAUAUCAAUCUGCACGGUCACAGCAUGCAGAUGAGGCGAGAUGCCUUGUCCUUUUCUGGACGACACAACUUUGACUGGCCACCCGUUGGGAACCUCGAGUGGAAGGAGAAGAAGUUGGGCAACGAGUUACACCUCCUCGACAGCGGAGAUCGGGUUUUGGCACGAUGCAAAUCCAAGUGGAGCAAGAUUGGAGAAAAGUCGGGCACGAUUGAGAUUCUAGUGCCUGGUGAUGACUACUUUAUCGACAUGGUCGUUGUCACCGGACUAGCAAAGUGGAAGUACCAGAAAAAGGAGCACGCGGCGGCUUCGGGUGGAGCAGACGCAGCGGCUGCUGUGGCCACCGCUUGA